This is a messenger RNA of Funneliformis caledonium, 879 nucleotides long. The record is from the annotation of a GenBank genome assembly. Lineage: Eukaryota; Fungi; Glomeromycota; Glomeromycetes; Glomerales; Glomeraceae.
AUGGCAAAAGUCAUCAAUUCUGUCUAUGUUCAUUUAUUAUCUCCAUCGUAUAAAGAAAUCAUUAGGAAUUGGUUAAAAGAAGAUGUUCCAUCAUUUGAUUAUGGAGGAUUUGUCGUAGGAGAAGCUCAAGAAACUGCUAUAUUAUAUGGAAAAUCCACGGGAGUUUUAGCUGGUUUACCAUUUUUUGAGGAAGUUUUCAAUCAAUUAGAUUGCAGAGUUGAAUGGGAUCUAAAAGAAGGAGAUCAUUUCGAACCAAUAAGUGAAGUUGCACGCGUUUAUGGUAAAUCAUGUGAUAUCUUAUUGGGAGAACGUACCGCAUUAAAUAUUUUGGCCCGCUGUAGUGGUAUAGCUACGAGGAGUAGGAAAUGUAUUGAACUCAAGGAAAAGUUUGGAUUUCAAGGUAUAAUUGCUGGAACGAGAAAAACCACCCCUGGAUUUCGAAUUGUUGAAAAAUAUGGUAUGCUGGUUGGAGGAGCUGAUACACAUCGCAUGGACUUAUCUUCAAUGAUAAUGUUAAAGGAUAAUCAUAUUUGGAGUCAAGGGUCUGUAACAAGAGCUGUUGAACGCGCAAGAAAAGUGGGAGGUUUUUCAUUACGGGUGGAAGUAGAAUGUCGUAGUGAGCAGGAAGCCGAUGAAGCUAUUGAAGCCGGUGCGGAUAUUAUUAUGUUGGAUAACAUGAAGGGUGAUAAUUUAAAGCAAACUGCUUCAAUAUUGAAACAAAGAUGGAAGGGAAAGAGAACUUUUUUGAUUGAAUCGAGUGGUGGAAUUACCGAAGAGAAUAUAACUGAAUAUUUUUCACCUGAUAUUGAUAUAUUAAGCAUGGGCAGUUUGUCUCAAGGGGUUCCUCAUAUAGACUAUUCUUUGAAGAUUAAAAAAUGA